GUCAAGAGCAAAGGGGAAAAACAUGGCUUUGCAAUGUUAUUGAGAAAUUUGAGGCAGUUUCAUGAUCCGCAUUUAAUUCGUUAUCUAUUAUAAAAAAAAAGUUUAUAUUUUUUGUGAAUUCGAAGUCUUUUUUUAAAUAAACGUUUUAUAAAAGUGAUAGUUAAAGUGAAAACGAAAGGUGGAAAACGAACAAAAAAAAGAGAAAGAGAGGGAAAGACAGAGAAAGAGAAAAAUGUGUUCGAUCAAGACGAGUCAUUGUAAAUGUCAUGCAUUUUGCAACUGGGAAUGAUUUACGAAUUACUGAAAAGAAGAGUUUUCGUAGAAUUUAUCUUGAUAGGAAUUAAAAUUGAUUGGCAAUUGCAUUUUGAAGAAUACAGAUCACUCUUUCUACGAAUUUUUGGUUUACAGAUUUGAUAAUUAUAUUAUAGAAUUUGUAUACUUAACUCUUUGGUGUUGUAAGUCUGUAGUAUUCUGUUGAUCUUAUAAAAGAAUGUCACUAAAGCCUAAACGUGUUGAUUUUACUCAAACAUGGGAAGCAUUACAAGAAACUGUAAAGUGUGUAAUAACAUUAUCAUAUGUUCCACGUGCAACAUGGUAUGAUAGGUUCAGUGAUGUGUAUUCAUUAUGUGUGGCAUAUCCAGAACCACUUGCCGAUCAAUUAUAUUGUGAGACAAAAAGAUUUCUAGACAAUCAUGUCUUCCAAUUAUUAACAAAGGUUCGUGCCCAAGGUGAAUCUAGCUUAUUGCAGGCAUAUCAUCAAGCCUGGACAGAAUAUUCACAAGGCAUUAAUUAUUUGCAUCGCUUGUACUUAUAUUUGAAUCAACAACAUAUUAAAAAACAAAAGCUUUCGGAGGCAGAACUGAUUUAUGGCAUGUCUUCCGCUACGGUCGUUGAUUGCCAAGAACAAAUGGAAAUAGGAGAAUUAGGUUUAGAUAUUUGGAAAACAAGAAUGAUCACACCAUUAAGAAAGCAACUUGUGUCUCUACUCUUAGAAAAUAUUCAUGCAGAUAGAGUUGGUACAUCGCCUACAGCAAGUACAGAAGUUAUUUGUGGUGUGAUACAGAGUUUUGUUCGAGUUGAAGAAUAUAAGAUGAAAGGACAAGUAGAUAUGUAUCAAGAAAUUUUUGAAACACCUUUUCUUGAGGCUAGUGGAGAAUUUUAUAUGAGAGAAGCAGCCGAAUUACUUCAAAAAUCGGAUGUAACGCAUUAUAUGGAACGAGUAACGUGGCGACUCAUUCAAGAGGAACUUCGUGCUCAUAAGUUUCUUCACACAAGUUCUGUGCCUAAAGUGAGACAAUGUUGUGAAGAAAAAAUGAUUGCUACGCACGUAGCGUGGCUUCAUUCAGAAGGAAAAAAUAUGAUAGAUAAUGAACGGAAAAGGGACUUAAUUCUUCUUUAUCCAUUGUUAAGGCCGUUACCUUCAGGUUUGGCAGUACUUGUACAAAAAUUUACUCAACACAUCACUCAACAAGGAUUACAAGCAAUUGGUUCUUUACAAGGAGAAAAUAUACACACACAGUUUGUGGAAACUAUGCUGGAUGUACAUCGUAAAUAUUCGGAAUUGAUUAAAGAUGUGUUCAGAGGUGAUCAAGCUUUUGUAACUGCUCUUGAUAAAGCUUGUUCAAUUGUUGUGAAUCAUAGGCCUGUUCCACGGCAACCAGCUAGAGCACCUGAACUACUUGCUAAGUACUGCGAUUCUCUGCUAAAAAAAUCUGCCAAGGCUGCAUCAGAGGGAGAAGUAGAAGAAAAACUAGCACAGUGUAUUACUGUGUUUAAAUAUGUUGAUGAUAAGGAUGUUUUUCAGAAAUUUUAUGCACGAAUGUUGGCAAAGAGAUUAAUACAUCAACAAUCGCAAUCAAUGGAUGCCGAAGAAUCAAUGAUUGAUCGUUUAAAACAAGCUUGUGGUUAUGAGUUCACGAAUAAAUUACAUCGGAUGUUCACCGAUAUGUCGGUUUCAGCCGACUUAAAUGCCAAGUUUACAACAAGCUUACGAGAAGGGGACAGAGAAAAUCAAUUAGGCAUCGGUUUUGUAGUAUAUGUGUUACAAGCAGGUGCUUGGCCAUUAGGUUUACCACCAUCUUCAGGACCAUUCGAUAUUCCUCAACAAUUAGAAAAGUCUAUACAGGCAUUCGAAACUUUUUAUCACGCGCAAUUUAACGGACGGAAACUUACUUGGUUACAUCACCUUUGUCAAGGCGAACUCAAGUUCAAUUAUUUAAAAAAACCUUAUUUGGUAACUGUACAAACAUACCAAAUGGCAUUGUUACUUCUUUUCGAACAUUGUGAUUCGAUACAAUGCAGAGAAGCUGCCGCAUCAUUACGCUUAUCACAUGAUCAAUUAGUUAAACACGCAACCAGUUUGGUUGAUUGUAAAAUUUUAAAAAAAUCAACAGAUGGAGAAUUGGAGGAAGAUACAAUUUUGUCGCUCAAUUUCGAUUAUUAUAAUAAAAGAACGAAAUUUCGUAUAACUGGUACAUUACAACGGGAUGUGCCGCACGAAUGUCAUGAUGUUGAAACUACUCAUCGCAGUGUUGACGAUGACCGAAAAUUGUACCUGCAAGCAGCUAUAGUUCGUAUUAUGAAGAGUCGUAAGGUUUUGAGACAUAAUCAACUUGUACAAGAGGUACUAAGUCAAUCUAAGGUUACAUUUGCACCAUCAAUCAGCAUGAUCAAAAAAUGCAUCGAAGCUCUUAUAGAUAAACAAUAUAUUGAACGUACGCCAAAUAAUGCAGAUGAGUAUUCGUACGUCGCAUGAUUUUAUCGUACCACCUGACACAAUCAUUAAUUUAUUUUAUUCAGGGUGCUUUAUGAUCAUUCAUGAUAUCAUACUUUUGGUAAUAUUUUAAUAAGAUGAUUAAAUACUCAAAAUUUUAUUAUUGAUUAAAUACAUUUCUUUAAUUGGAAAAAAUGAUACUUUUAUCGAUAAUAAUAUUUAAAUCAAAUCUCUCGUUUGAAAGAUCAAAGAAAGCAUCCUGAAUUGCUUUCUUGCUCCUAAAUUGACCGAUUAAUAACUUAGUUGAUUCAAUGACUUGUAAUAUAUGUGCACGGAAUAAAGAUGAUGUUACUAUUUUA
Messenger RNA from Apis laboriosa (Himalayan honeybee), 3072 nucleotides. RefSeq names its product cullin-2 (gene Cul2). Bases 491 to 2755 code for a protein of 754 amino acids. The record is from RefSeq and is a predicted model, not a curated record. The transcript has 8 exons. Lineage: Eukaryota; Metazoa; Arthropoda; Insecta; Hymenoptera; Apidae. Gene Ontology annotation, cellular component: Cul2-RING ubiquitin ligase complex; SCF ubiquitin ligase complex. Gene Ontology annotation, molecular function: ubiquitin protein ligase binding. Gene Ontology annotation, biological process: SCF-dependent proteasomal ubiquitin-dependent protein catabolic process; protein ubiquitination.